This is a messenger RNA of Dermacentor silvarum, 5173 nucleotides long. RefSeq names its product DNA-binding protein D-ETS-3-like. Gene Ontology annotation, biological process: regulation of transcription by RNA polymerase II; cell differentiation. Gene Ontology annotation, cellular component: nucleus. The transcript is spliced from 8 exons. Lineage: Eukaryota; Metazoa; Arthropoda; Arachnida; Ixodida; Ixodidae. The record is from RefSeq and is a predicted model, not a curated record. Gene Ontology annotation, molecular function: DNA-binding transcription factor activity, RNA polymerase II-specific; sequence-specific DNA binding. The coding region runs from base 216 to 1580 and encodes 454 amino acids.
GGCGCCGGGGGCGCACAACAACGCCGCCGACGCGAGUUGAGCCCGACCGACGGCAGCGACCGCGGCCGGGACCCCUCGCGGCUGCCGGCACCACGCACGCUGACGACGACGCCCCCGACCAGCGCGUGGCAUCAGUGUGCGAGCAACGCACAGAGGAGACACGGACCGCAGCCGCCAGCGCACGUAGCAGCAGCGCCAGCGCCUCGUGCGGGGGCAUGCUGGAGGCGAGCAGCGCGUGUCCGCUCGGCGACUUGGGCAAAGUGGUGAAGCUCGAGGAGUGGGCCGCGGCGGCCGCGGCCCCGCCGGGCGCCUACCGCUACCCGCACCACCACCUGCACCCGCCGACGCCGCAGCCUGGACCAGCACCGGCUGGCCGACAGGUGGGCCGCUACGCCACCAGCGCGGGGGUGCCCGGGGAGCCGACACUCAAGGGCUCCCCGGGUCCCGUGGACUCCUCAUUGUUGGCCAGCUUCAGGGACAGGUACUUGGGUGCUUCGGCUCCCCCCUUCGGGGGCAUGGGUCCGUUCCUGGGACCACCGCCACCCCCGCACUUCCUGGGCUCCGCGGCCGAGUCCGCGGCCUCCAAGGGCACCUCCGAGGUGGCACGAAGACCCGCGGGCCGUGGAUCGGCAUCGGCCAGCCCUGCGAGCCCCGCUGGAGGAUCGUUGGCCCCUCCACACGUCACCAGGCCCGCACUGCCACCCACCGCAACUUCGGCUGCGGGGACAGACAAGAGAUCUUUUGCAGCCAAUGAACCUUCGUCCGGCGCUGGCAGCGCGGGUUCAAACAACGACGGCCCAGGGGGUCGAACUACUGCGAAGGCCUACGCGUCGACACCCGACAGUCACCCGCUGCGGCUGAUCAAGGACGAAACGUCGUACAAGGCCGCAUGGGGAUCACCAUCUCCAACUCAAGCACAAGGUUACCCACACAACGCCCUGCCAGCUAUGCCAAAGAAUGCUCUUGACGCUCAUACCCACAAUCAUCUGCGCAACAUGCAAGAUCCGUACCAGGUUUUUGGACCCACGAGUAGCAGGCUGGCCAGCUCAGGCAGCGGCCAGAUCCAACUGUGGCAGUUCCUGCUCGAGCUCCUGUCGGACAGCAGCAAUGCCAGCUGCAUUACCUGGGAAGGCACCAACGGCGAGUUCAAGCUCACCGACCCGGACGAAGUGGCGCGGCGCUGGGGCGAGCGCAAGAGCAAGCCCAACAUGAACUACGACAAGCUUAGCAGGGCGCUUCGCUACUACUACGACAAGAACAUCAUGACCAAGGUGCACGGCAAGCGAUACGCCUAUCGCUUCGACUUCCAGGGCCUGGCACAGGCCACGCAGCCGCCGUCGGCCGCCGCCGCAGCCGCCGCGGCCGCCGACCCGGCGGCCUACAAGUACCACCACCACCAGUCGUCGGCCAGCGAUCUGUUCGGCUACCACGCCAGCCCCAAGCUCAACUUUCCCUCCACCACGGGAUCGCUGUUCCCGUCGCCUAGCCCGUACUGGACGUCGCCAAACAACCUGUACGCCUCAUCGCACCACUCCAUGCCGCACCCGGGACACAUCGGCUCUUAUCCGCACUACGCGUGACUCCCGAUGUAAGCGGGCUUGCCGGACGCUGCGCGAUCGGACCCCGAAGCGCAGCCCACGCUCGUGUAUGUGUGUGUGCGCGCGCGCACCGGAACCUGGCGGCGCGUCGACCAUGUACGGGGGUACCUGACCCCUGUGUACCAUCAUGCGAGCCCGCGCAGGUCAUCCUAGUCGUGUAUAAGCUGCGCAGCAACCCGAUUGAGGCCGGUCCCGAGAAAUGUAGCGGCUCAGCUGCCGCAAAGUAAUUUCGACGGCUUAAUCUGAUUGCGGUUCUAGCCUGUGGCACAGUAAAAGCGACCGACAAGUGUGGUUCCGCUCGAUGUUCCUGGUGAGGUCACGAAUCUCCUAUAUUGUGACGCUGCAGAAUCCCAGAAGUAAGUAAAAUGAGAUCAUCGCUACGGUGAUCUUUCAUGCUGAAAGGACUAGGUUGCUAUUUUUCCGGGAGUCAUCGCUGUCGACGCUGCGGUCGUACGGAGGGGAACAUUGGGUAACCCUAGUGCUUGAGGAACGUUCUUGUCGUGCUUUCGGCGCCGCCAAGCGACGAAGAUGGCCUCGGAAAAAAGUUUGAGCAACCUCGGGGAGAGCGCAUCAUGCGCCCCCAUCUAGCCUCCCGUGUUUCCACAAAAUCGGGGCUUUCUCCUACUCGCAACUUCACCGCAGACUGCACGAAGUGCCGCCCUGCCGGCGGUCGAUGCAGCAGAAGUGGGCGCUCGGCUGCGCCUACACCAGCGGUAGCGCCACUUUUUCGUGUGUGUGUUGGACGAAUACGUACAUACCCAGGGUUUUGCUGAUAGCUGUCACAUUGCAACGCCGUGUAACUUCUUGUACUCAACGGCAAAAUAUAAGUUUUGUAAAUAUUAGAGUAUGUCGUCUAAUGACUCCCGCCAUCGAAGUCACCAGUACUUCGAUUUUGUCUCCAAAAGCGUAUCCGAAGUGAGACAAGAGAAAAAAAAAUGUAACGUACAGGGAUCGCGGUGGAAUGGCUAAGUCAUGCCCUGAUGUUGGGCAGGUGGAUCUAGAUGUGGUAUAAUUGCGGAAUCAAAAGUGAUAGCCACAAAGUGAUCCAUUUAAAGUAUGUAGUCGUACAGUGUUUCGGGUUGACCACUCCAGCUUUAUGAAGAAAGAAAAAAAAAACAAUUUCGUCCAGUGGUAUAGUACUUUUCUAUUCUUCUACACGUUUUGUUUUCGUGGUUUCUCGGUUAAGUUUAAGCGUUGAAACAUGCGUUCCCAUCAAACAGCAUUGUUUGGAACAACAAAGCAAAACAAAAAACCCAAGUUUUUAGUAUAUGCAUCUGUAGCACGUAGAAUAAACAAGUAAAGAAAGAAAUCUUCAUGGUUAUUUCAUCAGUUCGCUGAAAAAGAACAAACUUGCUUUCUGUAUUUCUCAGGUCUAGCGACACCCCCCCCCCCCCCCCCCAGCUUCUAUAAACACUUGCUAUUAGCUUUUUUUUUUCUAUCUAAGUAGCACUAUUGAGCUAUAAUGAAGAGGGGAACCAUUUCUACACUUCAACUAAAAUAUCUGCAAAUCUAGUGACUCGGCGCAGUACUGAUAAUGUCAUAAUCUGGGGACAUCUAAUGUGGUCAGCACUUGUAUGUCACCAUGCCAAAGAGAGCUCGCCUUUUAGCGCACGUGCACAUUCAGAAAAAGGACAACAUGGUCUCGCAGAGUUUAUUUACUCGUUUGCUUUGUAUCUAGUACCUCCUGUGAUCUUUUUAGCAGCGCAAUUUUCUGUGACAUUUUGCAACUGUCAUAUGAGAAAGAUCACUGUGAUUUAUGAACUGUGUUCACAUGAAAACUGCUGCAAAAUGAACUUUGCCUGUUUUGCUUUGAUAAAGACUCAAAAGUUUCCACAUAUAAGCUUUCGUUUUUCUUUAACUACUGUAUAAGCUCAAAGUGAGUCAAAUGACUUAAUGACCCAUGCUAGUCACUCUCUACGUAAAGUUGCAACAUUUACUUUCACAGUGAAGGGGUUUGGCGUUUUACAGAAAGUCAGUUUCUUGUCUGUUAUUUCAUUGUCGCUUCUCAAUGUUUUUAUGAAAUGGGCCCUAAGUUAGGUUUGUAGUGUUCAUUGCAGCAUGAUUCAGUUUUCAUUGAGCGAAUUUUGUCAUACUGUAUUGAAAUGUCGAAUAUACCAUUUUGAUUGUCUAGUCACGCUUCUUGUGCUUGACUUUUAAUUGAUGCCUUUCUUCGAAGAUCUCCAUCGAAUGUUGGCGAAUGUCUACUAAAGUAGAGCCAAAGACGAAUUUGCACUGUAUGUUUACACUUUCCUUGUAUUUUUUUUUCUUCUUGUGCCUAAAUUUGGCUGUGCUUGAAGGUGAAGCAUUGCGAAAUAUAACAUCGCUUGGUUUUAUAUAAACAAUUAUUAACUACUGCAUUGUAAAUACAUAUCGACGGUUUUCCCUGCAAUACCAAAACGCAACAAAGCUGCGAGGCGCUUCUGCAACAAGGCUAGUCAGUUUCUUUUUCUACAUUUUUUUAAAUACAUAAGAGACGUUGACGCACCUAAUUUCUUAACAACACUAAAUCUGAAGUUCUACAGAACUAUGAGCAGAUAACCAACUAAAUGUUAUUCGUCAUGUGCUGCUUCAAAUUUCUGAAAAGAUUAUUUGCAGCCAAGCAACAGCAUCAUCAUUGCAGAAUUUUGGUUAGAGCAUCAUACUACCACCUCGCUUCCAUUGGUCAGUUCAGUGUAGGAAUCUAAUAUUUUGUCAACUGGCUCUUACUUUACUUCCAAGCACAGUGUUCAAAUCUAAGUAGUUACCAUGGAGAGCUCUUCAAAGUUUGCCGUGCGACGCUUAGCGACAAAAAAAAUGAUAUUGUCAUGAAUACUUCUUUCUGAAGAGAAAGCCCUUGUUUUGAACAAACAUUGUGCAUGAUUUAGAUUUAAUAAGUAUCUUCGUAUAGCCUAUUGGCCUGUCUCCGUUUCAGUACCCAUAAAUACUGUGUGCGCUGUCAAUAGCCGAGAAGUCGAAGCAGUUGCUUUAACAUUUAUAACGGCAUACAUUUGAUACGCCAUCUGUUCAUAGACAGAUCACGUGAUACUUGAGUGACUAAAUAAACACACUUCGCGCGCGUAAAGUGAAACAUGACUUUCAUUUAUUCUGCGCUUUUACGAACGCGACGUCUACUGCGCUCUAAAAGCACCUGGUGGCUUUUGAACCAUACUAAUACGCUAUAAAAGUAACCUAGGUGCAACGCUUACUCGCUUUCGGGUAAAGCAAAGACCAGAUUUAGGCUUUAUGUUGGCAGGGCACGUGGCUAGUCUUUCUGCAUAUCUUAAUAUUGUAAAGGAAAAAAAAGAAAAGGAUUACAUGAGCAUCGUCGAAUAGCGCCCAGCUUUACGGAUCUCUAGAGGCUCAAGCACUGUGAUUUCGAAUGAGUGUAGUCUUGAUAUUAAAUGUGAAAUGAUAGCCCCCAAAUUUCGAGCAAGAUAUUACCAAUUUAAGCUGGACCUUGUAUUUGUAUGCUGAUUUAUUUAUUCGAUUGUGUGUAUUAUAGUAAUGCUGUACAUUUUGUCACGAGCUGUGAAAUCUUUUUGUUAACUUACUUUUGACUCACAAUAAAAACAGUCAACCACGUUUUCUGUAAAAAA